Danio rerio (zebrafish) is the source of this 4749-nucleotide messenger RNA. Lineage: Eukaryota; Metazoa; Chordata; Actinopteri; Cypriniformes; Danionidae. The record is from RefSeq and is a predicted model, not a curated record.
UAGAUACUGGAGCCAGCAGCUAAAAAAACAUCCAUGAUUCACUUGAGAAGAAAUAUAGGGAGAUAAUGAGAAGAGAAGUAUAGUGACUGUUCUGAGUGAAAGAUUGAUAGAGGGAGAGUGAGGGAAGGAGAGAGAGACGCACGUGGUGGUCUUGCUGUGUGUGAGGGUCACUCUGCUAUUCAUAGCUAAGAGUUUCCUCUAGUGCUGCUUAGGUCAGUUUAAAUACUACGACAGAAAGCGUCUCUUUAAAACACAGCGUUUAUUAUAUUUACACACACACAUAGACCAAGGAAGCUGUACAACGUCGCUAAGCUGAGUUGUGAAAGCGAUGCAGGCCCAGGAUCUGAUCCGGCACCUGCGGAUGCCUGAGCUGGAUGAUUUGAGGCAGUAUGUGCGCAGUUUACCCACCAACACCCUCAUGGGCAUGGGUGCAUUCGCUGCCAUCACCACAUACUGGCUGGCUACCCGUCCCAAAGCUCUAAAACCACCCUGUGACCUCACUAUGCAGUCCGUGGAGGUGCCGGGUAAGGAAUAUGCACGUCGCUCUAUCCUAAUGGACAAUGACACACACAUGACGUACUACUAUAAAGACGCUCUGACACUGUAUGAGUUUUUCUUACGAGGACUACGAGUGUCAAACAAUGGUCCUUGUUUGGGGUCGCGAAAGGCAGGCCAGCCAUAUAAAUGGCUGUCGUAUAAGGAGGUUGCAGACAGGGCAGAGUUUGCAGGUUCAGCUUUACUCCACAGAGGUCACAGUCAAUCAGGAGACAAAUACAUUGGCAUCUUCGCACAGAACAGACCGGAGUGGACGAUUUCAGAGUUGGCAUGUUACACAUAUUCACUGGUGGCAGUGCCACUGUAUGACACACUGGGUACAGAAGCCAUCAGCUACGUCAUUGACAAAGCUUCCAUCACCACCAUCAUCUGUGACAUCGCGGAUAAAGCUCGUCUGAUCCUGGACUGUGUGUCUGGCCGGAAGCACAGCGUCACGACUAUAGUGAUCAUGGAGAGCUUUGACAGUGAGCUGACAGCACAAGCACAAAACUGUGGCAUCGACAUUAUCAGCCUCAAGGAGCUGGAGGCUAUUGGCAAAGCAAACCACAAGACACCCAUUCCUCCUAAACCUGAAGACCUGGCACUGAUUUGCUUCACGAGUGGAACUACAGGAAAUCCAAAGGGAGCGAUGCUCACACAUGGAAAUGUUGUUUCCAAUUGUUCUGCUUUCAUUAAAAUUACAGAGGUUCAUUGCAUGCUUAACCAGACAGAUAUUCACAUUUCUUACCUACCACUAGCGCACAUGUUUGAAAGAGUGGUCGAGGGUGUGCUUCUGUGCCACGGGGCCAAGAUUGGGUAUUUUCAGGGUGACAUCCGUCUCCUUAUGGAUGAUUUGAAGAAUCUUAAGCCCACUAUAUUUCCCGUAGUCCCAAGACUACUCAACCGCAUGUUUGAUAAGAUUUUUGGCCAGGCGAACACUCCUCUUAAAAGAUGGCUGUUGGAUUUUGCCACCAGCAGGAAAGAAGCGGAACUAAAAAGUGGAGUUGUGAGGAAGGACAGCAUGUGGGAUAAAUUAAUCUUCAGCAAAGUGCAGGCCAGUCUUGGUGGGCGCGUGAGGCUGAUGAUCACAGGAGCUGCUCCAGUGUCUCCAACCGUCCUCACUUUUCUGCGAGCAGCACUGGGCUGCCAGUUUUAUGAAGGUUACGGGCAGACAGAGUGUACUGCAGGCUGCACAAUGUCACUUCCUGGAGACUGGACAGCCGGUCAUGUGGGAGCGCCGCUGCCCUGUAACUUUGUUAAGCUGGUGGAUGUAGCUGAAAUGAAUUACUUUGCUGCAAAUGGAGAGGGAGAGGUGUGUGUGAAAGGACCAAAUGUGUUUCAAGGUUACCUGAAAGACCCGGAGCAAACCUCAGGGGCUGUGGAUAAAGCCGGCUGGCUGCACACCGGAGACAUUGGCAAAUGGCUUCCGAAUGGCACUCUGAAGAUUAUCGACAGGAAGAAACACAUUUUUAAGCUGGCUCAGGGUGAAUACAUAGCUCCAGAGAAGAUUGAGAACAUCUACAUCCGCAGUGACCCUGUGGCUCAGGUCUUUGUGCAUGGAGACAGUUUGCAGGCAUGUUUAGUGGGUGUUGUGGUUCCUGAUCCAGACUUUUUGCCAGGAUGGGCAAAGAAUAGAGGCAUUGAGGGAUCCUUCAAUGACUUGUGCAAAAGCAAGGAGGUGAAAAAUGCCAUCCUAGAGGAUAUGAUUCAGCUUGGGAAAGAAGCUGGACUGAAGUCUUUUGAACAGGUGAGAGACAUCGCUCUGCACCUGGAAAUGUUCUCUGUUCAGAACGGCCUCCUCACACCAACACUGAAAGCUAAGAGAACCGAGCUGAAGAGCCGCUUCAGAGAGCAGAUCGACCAGCUCUAUGCCAAAAUCAAAAUGUGAGCAGCUGGACAGAGACCGAAAGACCCCCCUCCUCCGUCUACACUGACUGAACUACAACACCCCAGAAUACACACUUUGACAAAGGAGCUGCUCCAGUUCUGUCAUGCUGUUGGGAGUGAAGGACCACUAGUGGACUCUUUUUUUUUUUUUUAAUUUUUGUUUUUUUUUCUACCACUUGGAGGAGCUGUAGUCAUCCCUCAGCCCCAUCAGCAAAGCACAUGCCAAACAUUUCACCAGCCCUGAUCAUCAUCUGGGACGACAACUGAAGAAAACUGGAAGCUGAACCAACCCAAUGCCUUAGGCCGGUCAAUGCCUUGAGUCUAAUAAGCCAGACGAGAUCAUAUUAAUUCACACGACACACUGAAACAGCUGGGGCCUCAGUUAUAAAGUCUAUGCUCAGAUUUGAUCUUAGUGUGUGUGCACGUGUGUGUGUGUGCGCUUAAAUCCAGAGCUUGUUCAUAUUUAUAAAUAUAUAUUAAAAAAAAAUAGCGAUUCGAUUUCGAUUAAUCGCACAGGUUUGGGAAUUCGCCUGCUCAGAUCUUGACAUGUUAAACAUUUCCUGGUGUUCUUUUGCGAUUAGCUAAUCACAAAAGGGCUGCAAUAUGAAAUAUACAUGUACUGUAUUCUUUAAUCUUCCACACCCAGAGCAAAUGUGUGACUGUCAUCUGGGUGUGACAUUCUUACCUGCCAAUUGAGUGAGCACACUUUCAAUCUGCCCAAUUAGAAAUCAGAAAAGAAAGAGGAAAGCGCUGACAAGUGAGGUAAUGGCGUCUGCUGCUUUAGAAGCAUUAAUAGAUGGAUUAAUAUCAAAGAAAAACAGUACAUUGGUAAUAUGGGAACAUUUUGUUUUCAGAGUCACAGCCACCCAACAAAAACAGGUCAUUUUUAAGAGCUGUCACAGAAUUGUUGCCAAUGCUUACAGAUUAUCGAGCUGAAGCUUGACUACAAAAUUAAUUCAUAAUUCAAAUCGCAAUAUCUGUCAGAAAAAUCGCAAUUAGAUAUUCUCCCCAAUUCACACAGCCCUAUCAAAGGAGCUGAUAAUUUUGCCCUUAAAAUUGUGUUUAAAAAAAUAAAAAUGGCUUUUAUUCUUGCCAAAAUCAAACAAAUAAGACUUUCGCCAGAAGAAAAAAUAUUAUCGAACACUGUGAAAAUGUUUUUGAUGUUAAACAUCAUUUGGGAAAUUAAAAAAAAAGAAAAAAAGAAAAAAAAAUUCAAAGGCGGGCUAAAAUUUUUGAAUCUAACUGUAUAUGCACAAAUAUAAUAUUGUAUAGCUUCCUAUUAAUAAUGAGUUUAAAAGAUUAAUUUGUGAGGGGUGAACUUUAAUAUGCUGAGCACUGUAUUUGUACAAAAUAUAUGUCAGUAUAUUAAUGGCACACUAAAGACACAUUAGUAAAGUGUAAACCAAGGGUCACCGAACUCGGUCCUGGAGGUUUGGUGUCCUGCAGAUUUUAGCUCCAACCCUAAUCAAACACACCUGAACAAGCUAAUCAAGGUCUUACUAGAUAUACUUGAAACACCCAGGCAGGUGUGUUGAGGCAAGCUGGAGCUAAACCUUGCAGGGACACCGGCCCUCCAGGACCGAGAUUGGUGACCCCUGGUGUAAACAUAAAGAAUGUUUUUAUGCGCACAUUACUUUUCUCAGAUUUGCACUUGCACACUUUUGAGAAAUGAUCUCAGAUCUAAUUUAGCAAGGAUUCUCUUCAUCGUUUUAUAAAUGAGGCCCCUGACAUGCCAAAAACUGCUCAUUUUUAAAUCACUUACGGCUAUUUUCGUCCAAACUAAUUUAAAUAUAUCCAUUGUGGUUUCCACAACUUCUGUAAAUGUAUAUUUCAUUGUAAAAGUUACUGAUUGUAACACUGCUUCUGUUAUGGUUAACCAUGUGUUUGGCAUAUUGGAUGUCUAUAUAUAAUUUCCUCAAAAUUUUCCAUUGACUGUAGAAUGACAGCACAAAUUGGAUUGGUCUUUAUUUAAUGGUUAUUUAUAUUAUAGAUCAGUGGUUGAUCGUCAGAUUCCACUCACAGCACAACCAAUUCUAAAAACAACUCAAAUGUGCCUCUCCUGGAGAUUUAAAGCUUGUGUAUAUAUUAUCUAUUUAUGUUUGUACAUCUUUAACGUAUUCUGGCUCAUUCAAACUGUGCAAAUGGUUACUUGUAGCAUGCCGGUGCUGAAGACAGAAAUAAAUUGAUGGCGUUGUCUUUUACCAGUGUUUGGUUUUUGUUUGUUUAUGCUUUUAUUUUGCUUAUCAAGAUGCAGAUGACAUUUCCUGUUUUGUUUUGGAAACACUGAAAUUGUAGUAAUGCUUUAGAUAUUAAACUGUUCUAAAUAUG